This is a messenger RNA of Lacerta agilis (Sand lizard), 861 nucleotides long. RefSeq names its product StAR related lipid transfer domain containing 10 (gene STARD10). The record is from RefSeq and is a predicted model, not a curated record. Lineage: Eukaryota; Metazoa; Chordata; Lepidosauria; Squamata; Lacertidae. The transcript has 6 exons. The coding region runs from base 24 to 836 and encodes 270 amino acids. Gene Ontology annotation, molecular function: lipid binding.
GAUAUUUCGACUCCGACGUCGCCAUGUCCACCCGGGACAGCGUACAGAUUCCGGACGACCGAGAUUUCGACCAGUUCCGGGCGGAGUGCAAUUCUGACCACGGCUGGAGCCUCACGUACAACAAGUCUGGGAUUGUCGUGUGGGUCCAGAUCCUUGAGGCAGAGAAAUCCCUGCACAAGAUCAAGUGCAGGAUAGAGUGCAAGGACGUCGCGGCAGAAACCCUCUAUGACGUCCUUCACGACAUCGAGUACAGGAAAAAGUGGGACACCAACGUCAUCGAGACCUUCGACAUCGGCAAGCUGACGGUCAACGCCGAUGUGGGAUACUACUCCUGGAAGUGCCCCAAACCCUUGAAGAACCGAGAUGUCAUCACCCUGCGCUCUUGGCUCCCCAUGGGCAACGACUUCAUCAUCAUGAACUACUCCGUCAAACAUCCCAAAUACCCUCCUAGGAAAGACAUGGUGAGAGCCGUCUCCAUUCAAACUGGCUACCUGAUCCAGGGAAAAGGAGAAAAGAACUGCAGCCUCACCUACCUGGCCCAGGUAGACCCCAAAGGUUCUUUGCCAAAGUGGGUGGUGAACAAGUCCUCUCAGUUCCUCGCUCCAAAAGCGAUGAAGAAGAUGCACAAGGCUUGCUUAAAGUACCCAGACUGGAAGCAGAAACACAACCCGCAUUUCAAGCCCUGGCUGUAUCCGGAGCAGAACACCCUGGCCAGCCUGGCGCUCUCGGAUCUGGCCAUCCAGCACGCCGACUCCCUCGAGAACAUCGACGAGAGCAGCCUCUCCGAGACCAAAGACGACCGGGGGGAAGCCAGCGACGAGGAUAGCGUCAACUGAGUGCCGCCGCCGGCCUGCCUCCCCU